AUGGAUUAUCCCAAGUUAACUUGUGGGUUGCAAUCGGUCUUAGUACCGAUGGCACCAAACAAUGAAAAUGCUUUUAACCCUUGUUUUUACACUAUGAUGGUAUCAAUAUUUGCUACAUUCAUGCUUCUAUGGGGAGGGUUUACUUUAUGGCGACAGUGGAAGAAGUUUAAUCGUCCAAAUUACUUGCUUGAUAACGUAGGUUGUGCACAGUACGUACGAGUAGCAUCGGUACUCUUUCAGGUCGUUUUAUUUGCAUACAUAAGUAGCUUUAUCAGUAUACAUGAGAGAUUGGCGGAUCAGAAAAUUAUUGCAUUUGGUUUGUCUAAUGUUGUGAUGCUAUGUGUUAUCUUGCCUUUACAUGUGUUGGAGGUUGUGAGUUCUCCCAUACAGCUAGAUAUAUUACUUGUUUUCUGGCCCUGCUUUAGUGUAUUUGCUAUUUCACUAUAUUUCCAAGACAAUUACACAGAUUGGGUAAUUAUCCAGCUGGUCAAAUCGAUUCUGGUUAUUGAGAUUAUUGUGGUGCUCAAUAGUAUCAACAUAUUCAUAGUGGAAUAUUUCAAAUGGACACCAAGUAGGGAUUUAAUUGAGGAAUACAAAAGAACGGGACGAGCAGACAAAUUAGAAGAACCCAAUAUACUACAACGCCUCACAUUUACGUGGAUGAAUGAGUUAAUCGUCAAUUCCUACAAGAGUAAAACUGUAACAAAUACUGAAUUGCCAAAUACACCAAAAACAAUCUCAACAAUAUAUUCUACCACCAUGUUGGAAAAGCAUUGGAAUAAUGGGAGUUUAUUGGUCAGUUUGUUCAACUCGUUUGGUAAGGGUCUAUUCGUGGCAUUUGGCUAUGAACUAGCGGCUAGAGCACUUAAUUUCACCAGGCCACAGUUGUUAAGAUUUCUUAUUUUAUUUUUUACUAUCAAAAGUCCACCAAUGUUACGUGGAUUAUUGAUUUGUUUGGGGAUUUUUGCAAAUACAGUGGCCCAAAAUGCAUUAAACAACAAAUACAUGUUGAGAAAUUUGGAAAAUAGCUUGAAUAUCAGAAGCUCACUUACAUCUUUGGUUUACAAAAAGACUUUAAAAUUAUCAAGCGAGGCAAGAUUGAAUAGCUCAUCUGGUGACAUCAUCAAUUUGAUGUCAGUUGAUAUCAAUAGAAUUUCGUCUACAAUGACGAAUAUUAGUACCUUGAUUAUCGCUCCCUUUGAUAUAAUUUUAGGGUUGAUAUCUUUGUGGCCAUUAUUAGGGGUAUCUACAUUUGCUGGUUUUGUAGCCAUCGCGGUGGCUUUACCAAUUAACGCAAUCUUGGUCAAGUACAUUACAAGUUGGAACAAAAAACAAAUGAAAUUGAAGGAUGCUAGAACGGGGGUGAUUAAUGAAAUUCUAACAUCAAUCAAAAGUAUCAAGUUAUUCGCAUGGGAGAAACCUAUGUUGGCAAAGUUGUCAGAGGCUAGGAAUGAUCGCGAAUUGAAAAACUUGAUAAAGGUUAGAUUCUACAAUCAGAUUUCAAAUUUUGUUUGGUCUUUGAUACCAAUCUUGAUGAACUUGCUUUGCUUUGGGUCGUAUGUUUUAACACAAAAGAAGCCAUUGACUUCGGAUAUUGUUUUUCCUGCAUUGAGUUUGUUAAAUUUGGUCUCAAGUCCCAUCUUGGAAUUCUCAGAGACCAUAAACUCAUAUAUUGAAGGAAAGGUUGCGUUGGGAAGAGUGCGCAAUUUUUUGGUUAAUGAGGAGCUAGACCCCCACGCAAUAAACAAAGUAGUGGACUCGAAUGAUACGCUGGGAAACGCAGUAGAGAUAAUCAACGCCUCAUUCUAUUGGACCAGACCAAAAUACUACGACGACGGCGAAAACGAGGUAGCUAACUCAAAUGAAUCACAUGCGUUAAAAGAUGUUAAUUUCGAAGCUCCUGUUGGAAGUUUGUCCUGUAUAAUUGGUAAGGUUGGAAGUGGAAAGACGUCUUUGCUAUACGCACUCCUUGGUCAAAUGGUUUGCAUAAAAGGACAUCUACCCAGGAAGCCGAUUGUAAAAGUCCACGGCUCGAUAGCUUAUUGCGCUCAAAGUCCUUGGAUUAUGAAUGCUUCUGUAAAGGAAAACAUUCUAUUUGGAUGUAGAUUUGAUUCUGAAUUUUACAAGUUGACUAUCUCCGCGUGCCAGCUAGAGCAAGACUUGAAGAUUUUACCAGAUGGAGAUGAAACACAAGUCGGGGAGAAAGGGGUCAGUUUGUCUGGUGGACAAAAGGCUAGACUAGCACUCGCGAGAGCAGUAUAUGCCAGAGCGGACAUCUACUUGUUGGAUGAUAUUCUAUCAGCUGUUGAUUCGCAUGUGGGUAGGAAAAUAAUUGACCAAGUUCUAUCCAAAAGUGGAUUGUUGGGUUCUAAAACAAUCAUUUUAUGCACCAAUUCGAUCCUGGUGUUGAAAUAUUCAGACAGUGUCACAAUGAUUGAAAGGGGAAUGAUUAUAGAGUCGGUUCCAUACCUGGAAGUAGAUCAAAAUCAUCAUCCUAAGAUCUACAAUUUGAUCAAGAAUUUUGGGAACGAUUCAGGGGAGAGUUCAUCAGCUAUACCACCACCAUCAUCAAGCGAAUCUGAAUCUUUUGAAAGAGAAUUAACGCCCGGACCUCAAACACCAACGACAUUAAGACGUGCGAGUAUUGAGUCAUUUCAUUGGGAUCCUUUGCAAAAAUUGUUGCCAAAUUUAAAGUCAGGUCUGACUCAAGAAGAGAGCCAAAAGGGAAAGGUUAAAUGGGAAGUUUACAUGGCUUAUAUUAAAGCUUGUUCGAUUGGAGGGGUAUUUGUGUGGAUUUGUUUUAUCAUAAUGUCAAAUCUUCUAUCCAUUGGAAGUAAUUACUGGCUUAAGCAUUGGACUGAAAAGAAUUCAGAGGCUGGUGAAAAUAAGGAUAUUUGGAACUUUCUUAUUGUUUAUGCUGCUUUGGGUGUGGGAGCCACCUUUAUGACAAUUGGGAGAUCUUUAAUAAUGAGGAUGUGGCUUGGUAUAAAUGCAUCUAGAAAGAUCCACAACCUAAUGGCACAGAGAGUCAUGGGUGCUCCUAUGGAGUUUUUUGAAAGGACCCCAGUCGGAAGAAUCAUGAAUCGAUUCACCAAUGAUAUAAACAGGAUUGACGAUGGAAUCCCAGCUAUAUUUCUGGCUUUCGUGUCACAAAUUAGUCGAACUAUAUUCACCCUAAUAGUGGUUAGCUUUGCAAUUCCUGCCUACUUUAUUCUGAUUUUGAUUCUAGGGGCCAUUUACGCUUAUUACGAGGUUUACUACGUCGCCAUCUCAAGAGAGUUAAAAAGGUUGGUCAGUGUUUCGAGGUCUCCAAUAUAUGGUCACUUGGGUGAAAGUUUGAAUGGUAUUGAUACAAUUAGAGCUUAUGGACAGAAUGAUAGAUUUGACUUUAUUAUGAAUAAAGUUGUUGAUUUCAACUUAAAGUCCCAAUACAUGCUCACCUCCAUCAACAGAUGGCUAUUUUUUAGAUUGCAAGUUGUGGGCGGUUUGGCUGUAUUGUCCGCUUCGAUCAUGUUGAUCUUGAGUGUUAAGACUGCACAUCCAUUGACUUCUUCUAUGGCAGGGUUUUUAAUGACCUACGCAUUACAGGUCACAGGAUCUUUAAGAAUAGUGGUGAGGCAAUCGGCCGAAGUAGAAACCAGCAUUGUCGCUGUUGAGCGAUGCUUGGAAUAUACAGAAUUACCAAUGGAGGAGGAUGACAGCAAAAAGAUAAUCACACCGCCAAUUGCUUGGUACAAGUGUGGAGAUAUUCAAUUCAACAACUUUUCUACAAGGUACAGAAAAAAUUUAGAUUUAGUGUUGAAGAAUAUCCAUUUAACUAUUGCUGAGGGUGAGAAGGUAGGAGUUGUUGGCCGAACUGGUGCCGGUAAAAGCUCUCUAGCUUUGGCCAUAUUCCGAAUCAUUGAACCUGUUGAAGGAAAUGUCGAUAUAAAUAGCAUCAACACAAGCGCUAUCUCCUUGUAUGAAUUAAGACAUCGCUUAAGCAUAAUACCUCAAGAUUCUCAGUUAUUUCAAGGUACAAUCAGACAAAACUUGGACCCCUUUAACUAUUAUACCGAUGGUGAAAUUUGGAAUGCCUUGGAUUUGGCCCACUUGAAGGAUCACGUUGCUCAGCUUAAUUCCGAUGACGUUGCCAAAACAGAUGAACAUUAUACAAAAGACGCUCAAGAAUUAACCAGCAACAAACUUUUGCAUAAGGUGAAAGAGGGUGGCUCUAAUUUCUCAGCGGGUCAACGACAGUUAAUGUCACUUGCAAGAGUAUUGUUGAAAAUGAAUGACUCAAAGAUUUUAGUUCUUGAUGAAGCCACCGCUGCAGUUGACGUGGAGACUGACAAAAUCAUUCAAGAAACAAUACGUAAACAAUUUAAGGAUAAGACGAUAGUAACCAUUGCUCAUAGACUAGAAACUGUGAUGGAUAGUGACAAGAUACUAGUUUUGGAUGAAGGGGAGGUAGCGGAGUUUGACUCUCCUCAAAAUCUUUUAGAGUCUAAACAAGGAAUAUUUUAUGGCUUGUGUGAACAAGGGGGUUACUUGUCAUAG
Lodderomyces orthopsilosis Co 90-125 is the source of this 4539-nucleotide messenger RNA. Its product is annotated as ATP-binding cassette bilirubin transporter. NCBI's taxonomy places the organism in Eukaryota, Fungi, Ascomycota, Pichiomycetes, Serinales, Debaryomycetaceae. The record is from RefSeq and is a predicted model, not a curated record. Gene Ontology annotation, molecular function: ATP binding; ABC-type transporter activity; ATP hydrolysis activity. The transcript has a single exon. Gene Ontology annotation, cellular component: membrane. The coding region runs from base 1 to 4539 and encodes 1512 amino acids. Gene Ontology annotation, biological process: transmembrane transport.